CAACCGCAAACGUAGUAUUCUAAGCAGCACUUGAGAAUCUUAUCGUGCAAAAUCACUUCAAAAGAAGGAACUACUUGUUGACAAUGGCUGAUUUGAGGGACGAAAGAGGAAACCCAAUCCAUCUAACCGACGAACAUGGUAACCCGGUCCAGCUCACUGAUGAGUUCGGUAACCCCAUGCACCUAACCGGCGUUGCUACCUCCGCCCAACAACAACUGUAUAGGGAUAGUACCACCAGUGACAUUGCAGAGCACCCUACUAGCACCAUUACCGGAACACAUCCGGUCUCUACGGGAACGCAUUCGGCAGUUGGUCCAGCAGCCGCUGCCACUGCUGCUACCGCGACAGGAGUAGCCGCAGGUACCGGAGCAACCACCACAGGACAGCAACACCAUGGCUCAACCACCACAGGGCAGCAACACCAUGGCUCGCUUGAAGAGCAUCUUCGUCGGUCUGGAAGUUCAUCUAGCUCUAGCUCGGAGGACGACGGGCAAGGAGGGAGGAGGAAGAAGAGCAUAAAGGAGAAAAUCAAAGAGAAAUUUAGUAGCGGUAAGCACAAGGAUGAACAAACACCCGCCACAGCCACGACCACCGGACCUACUACCACCACUACCACGACCACGGAACACCACGAGAAGAAGGGCAUUCUCGAGAAGAUCAAGGACAAACUUCCCGGCCACCACAACCACAACCACCCAUGAACACCAAUCCGAUGAACUUAAUUUUCAUCAUUUCAUGAAUAAAAAGGCCCAUGGUCACUUGUCAGUCAUAUAUAUAUAUGUGGUCUAGUCGAGUUCAAAUGUGUUUGCAGUUUGUGAAUGUGACAAUCGUUUGAUCAUGUCUUUGUUUUAUUUAUAUAAAAAUGGAUUGUAUAUUGCAUUUUUCUCAAUUAACAACGGUCGAAUUAAUA
Camelina sativa (false flax) is the source of this 910-nucleotide messenger RNA. Its product is annotated as late embryogenesis abundant protein. Gene Ontology annotation, cellular component: cytosol. Lineage: Eukaryota; Viridiplantae; Streptophyta; Magnoliopsida; Brassicales; Brassicaceae. Gene Ontology annotation, biological process: response to water deprivation; cold acclimation; response to abscisic acid. The record is from RefSeq and is a predicted model, not a curated record.